UUGUAAAAAGCAGCAAUCAGCUGAGGGUCCCGGUACGGUGGAGAGGUCAGGCAACUGCAGCCGCAGUGACAGAAAGCACAAAACCUCAAAUUCAGCCAGAAGUGCGGAAACCUAAAACAGGAAUCUUGAUGUUAAACAUGGGAGGUCCAGAACGGCUGGAUGAUGUGCAUGAUUUCUUACUUCGUCUCUUCCUGGACAGAGAUCUAAUGACGCUUCCAGCUCAAAAUAAAUUAGCACCUUUCAUUGCCAAACGCCGCACACCGAAAAUCCAGGAGCAGUACAGCAGGAUUGGAGGUGGAUCACCAAUCAAGAAGUGGACGGCGGUGCAGGGAGAAGGCAUGGUGAAACUGCUGGACAGCAUGUCUCCUCGCACUGCGCCUCACAAGUACUACAUUGGCUUCCGGUACGUCCAUCCUCUGACAGAAGAAGCAAUUGAAGAGAUGGAGAAAGAUGGCAUUGAAAGGGCUAUCGCUUUCACGCAGUACCCACAGUACAGUUGUUCUACCACAGGAAGCAGUUUAAAUGCCAUUUAUCGCUACUAUAAUAAAAAACGGGAGAAGCCGAAGAUGAAGUGGAGUAUAAUUGACCGAUGGCCCACACAUCCCCUUCUUAUUCAGUGCUUCACCGAUCACAUACAGAAGGAACUGAACCUGUUUCCACCCGACAAAAGGAAAGAUGUCGUCAUCCUCUUCUCGGCUCACUCGCUGCCCAUGUCUGUAGUGAACCGUGGUGAUCCGUAUCCUCAGGAAGUGGGAGCUACUGUCCAGAGAGUCAUGGAGAAGCUGAACUACUCCAACCCUUACAGGCUUGUGUGGCAGUCCAAGGUUGGACCAAUGCCUUGGCUUGGUCCACAGACAGAUGAGACCAUUAAAGGACUGUGCCAAAGAGGAAAGAAGAACAUGUUGUUGGUCCCAAUAGCAUUUACAAGUGACCACAUUGAAACACUUUAUGAACUGGAUAUUGAGUAUGCCCAAGUUUUAGCGAAUGAGUGUGGAGUUGAAAAUAUCAGAAGAGCAGAGUCUCUUAAUGGAAAUCCACUGUUCUCCAAGGUAUCUUCUUUGUUGCAAUAGUUAUAAAAGUUUGCAGUUGUG
This is a messenger RNA of Fulmarus glacialis (Northern fulmar), 1091 nucleotides long. RefSeq names its product ferrochelatase (gene FECH). Gene Ontology annotation, biological process: heme biosynthetic process. Gene Ontology annotation, molecular function: protoporphyrin ferrochelatase activity. The record is from RefSeq and is a predicted model, not a curated record. The annotation marks the transcript as partial. NCBI's taxonomy places the organism in Eukaryota, Metazoa, Chordata, Aves, Procellariiformes, Procellariidae. The transcript has 9 exons.